AUGCAGGGAGCAAAUCAGAAUGAAGAGGAAGACCCCAUAAGGUCUCUCGGGCACAAUGCCCUUGUCGAAUUGCUUAACAAUAAUAACACCGAUAGAGGGAGCGAAACUGGGGAGGAUAUACGGAAGGGAGAGAAGGGGCCUCAAGCGACGCACUCCAUCGAAGGAGACACUUCAAGAAGGAAAAAGAAAUCAUCAAAGGGGAAAAAAAGGGCCUACGGGAGGGGGGAAAGAAAGAAACAAAGGGAAUUGCCGACCAGCAAAACCACUAAACACUCAUCAGAUAGGGACCCUAAGGAAGAGGACACAAAAAUGUUAAAGCACCCCCUUCCCACUCUACACACCUCCGCAAAGACACACCGAGAAAGGAAUAGAAAUUACCUCCGCAUGAUGAACAAGUAUAAUGUGUUUUUUGGAAACGGGAAGAAACCCCAUUUUAUAAUGCCCCAAAGUGAUCAUAUGAUCGUGAGAAAGAACAUCCCUGUGGGUGGGUUCAAUCGGCGUAGUAGCAGCACGAUCAAAAGGGACAUCUAUGCUGAGGACACUGAUGAAGUCGAUGAGAAUUGCCAUUGUGAUGGUGAAAAAAAUGACAAGUUUUUUUUUUUAAAGAAGAGUAAUGUACCUGGAGAAAUCAUGGAUGGGGUUGUGGCCCCCAUGUUGACGGGAUUUUCCCCCGAGAGUAAAAUGGAAAGGGAUGGAGAUGCCACUCCACACAGUGGGGGUGGAAAUGGACAUAGCGCAGAGGGAGGAAAGAAGACCAGUUUGAGUGCCCACCGGAGUAGCAGCCCUGGUGAAACCCCCACGGAAAAUCCAAGUGAAAAGCUAAGUGAAAACCUAAGUGAAAAUCCCAGUGCAAAACGCAGUGACGCCUCGGGUGACACAGAAGCAGAGAUGAAAGUGGAAAACAGCCUUGCCGUCAUGUCAUAUGAUGUAAAGGGAAAUUCCAGAACAGGUAUAACUCACUUAGGGGAAAAUUCUCAGAUAAAUGACUCCCAUAAGGAGGUUGGGAAGGCUAAGCUAAGUAAAAAAAGGAGGAGCAAAAAGGAUAGUGAUACUGAAACGAAGAAACUUCACAAGGCAUGGUGUGACAUAGAAACGACUGACUCGAUCGGAAAGGAAGACACUCUCACUUCUCUGCAUAGCAGUAGUGUAAAAAAUGAAAGUAAUAAGAAGAGUGUUGUGAUCAUCCAUCCAGAUGAUCGCAUAGGUGAAGUGGAAAAGGUAAAUCCCGUCAGAACUUCUGCUAUGGUAGGUAAUAAGGAUUUCCAAUCUGACGUUGCGAAGGCUGUCAAAAUAGAGAAAAAGGACUCCCCCGAUGUGCAAACGGUGCUGCGAAAUAAUGAGGGAGACAAGGAGAGUCCCGAUCUGCAUAACCGACCUCCCACUGACAGUAUCAGUCAAGUGGACCCGUUCAACUACGAGGAUUUCGUUUUUCUCGAUUUUGAGCCGAUAGAGGAGGAUUACGUGGAAAUUAAGAAAACACUCCAGAGGUACAGAAAAAGACAGGAAUUAAGGGAGAACCAGGGUGAAGAAGUGCAAGACUCAAAUGGGGAAGACAAUUUGGAAAAAGAAAGUGUGAAGGAAAAAUUAAAAGAUAAAAAAGAAAAACAGAGUUUUCAUCAAAAUGACGAGAAUGUUCAUAUUAAAAAAAAUUUUAAUCACUUGAAAGAGAGGAUACGUCGGGGAAAAAUACAAAUAAUCAGUUACGACUUUGUACGCAAUUUGUGUUACAUCUUAGUGAGGGGGAAUUCUUCAUCGUAG
Molecule: messenger RNA, 1758 nt
Organism: Plasmodium inui San Antonio 1
Lineage: Eukaryota; Apicomplexa; Aconoidasida; Haemosporida; Plasmodiidae
Exons: 1
Coding region: 1-1758 (585 amino acids)
Source: RefSeq, a predicted model, not a curated record